GCGGCCGCGGCAGCGAACGGGACACCGGGAAUCCCCGAGUGUCGGAACCGAACAUGCUGCUUUGAUCAGCCGGAUGGAACGCGUUCGAUGCGCUAUUAAAGAACUCUUUGAUCUAGGAUUUAAACUGCUUUUGCGUUCCUUCCACUCAUGAGGCAGCCUCCGACUGAGUUUGAUAGCAUGGCACUGAGCGGAACGAUUUUGCCCUCCAUCUCCACCUUCGCGAGCGGCACCGAUGUGAAGCACAAGGCCGUGUUGGGACCCGGAGCUGCCGGUUCAAGAUGGAAGGAGGAGAUGUCUCACCUGAAACGCCCCUGCAUGUCUACAGGUGCGACCUGCGCUGACCAGGACGUCCCGCCAGUCAUGGCCAAGAUUGAGCCGGAGGAGCUGGAGCUGCUGGACUAUGACUUUAUUCUGUCGAACAGCUUGCUUCAACAGCAACAACAGCAGCAGGCCAGCACUUCCAGGACUAUCCCAGCAUCGUCCCCUACACACUACACCUUCCCCAUGCCCUCUCCUCAGGGCCAGGAGGGCAGCAUGCUGUACACCAUCCCAGAUAUCAGCGACGUUUCUCCAUCAGGAGGUUUCGUGGCUGAAUUAAUGAGGCCGGAAUUGGAUCCUGCGUAUCUCCAACCUACAAGCCUCCACGGGAAAUUUGUAGUCAAGACCACUAUGGACAUGUCUGAUUACAACCAGGGGGUUAGCAUUAGCAAGGAUGCUUCCGCGGUCCCGUUUGCAUGUCCUAGAAUAAAGCAGGAGUGUCCGAGCACAUGUACGGCCAGCCGGCCCAUGGAUCUGCAUCUCAGAGGGAGCUCGGCACAGUCUGGAGUGCAUCAGGGCUCGAUGUUGGACCCUCACGCGUUUAGUUCAGGACGGGGCGCCAGAUCUUCACUGUCUCCGGAUGAGCAUCCACAGGCUCCGGGGCUCGGCUCCGGAUAUCACCCAAAUACAGCUUAUUCUGGAUUUCCGCAGGCUCCGGCACAGUCACUGCAGUACCAAGAGCUCAUUUCCCCAGCCGAGGGGUUGCCGGAAGAAUCCAAACCCAAGCGGGGCCGGCGCUCCUGGCCAAGGAAGCGGAUCGCCACACACACCUGUGACUACGCCGGCUGCGGGAAAACAUACACUAAGAGCUCACACCUGAAAGCCCACCACAGGACACACACAGGAGAAAUGCUGCACUGUGACCAGAACACCUAUGAGCGCACAUAUGUCAAGACUUCUGGUGUUGUUUAUAGUAACUAAAAAUAUAUAAAUUAAAAUACAUAUUAAAAAUAAAUAAAUAAAUAAA
Messenger RNA from Danio rerio (zebrafish), 1285 nucleotides. RefSeq names its product Kruppel like factor 4 (gene klf4). Gene Ontology annotation, cellular component: nucleus. Gene Ontology annotation, biological process: positive regulation of DNA-templated transcription. The record is from RefSeq and is marked provisional. Lineage: Eukaryota; Metazoa; Chordata; Actinopteri; Cypriniformes; Danionidae.